GUCCCCGCGCGGAGCAGCCGCUGACAUCACGCGGCCUGAGACGGCGGCGGCGCCCCCGGCCCAGCCCCGCAGCCCCCUUGGCAGAGGCGCCGCCGUGGUGCCCGGCGGAGGAUGGUGCGCGGCGCGCCGGGGGCUCCCCGCCGCCAAAGCCGCAGCGCCGCAGCGGAGCCGGCCGCGGCGGGCAGUCGGCCCCCGCACCGGGCGCGGGGCGGGCGGCCGCGGUGAAGCGCGGAGGGCGGCGCGGGCACCGGGGCCUGGCCGGGGCUGCAGCCGCAGCGGCCAUGGGGGCCCUGACGAGCCGGCAGCACGCGGGCGUGGAGGAGGUGGACAUCCCGUCUAAUUCCGUGUACCGCUACCCGCCCAAGUCCGGAAGCUAUUUUGCCAGCCACUUCAUUAUGGGAGGAGAGAAGUUUGACUCAACUCAUCCUGAAGGUUACCUGUUUGGAGAGAACAGCGAUCUGAACUUUCUGGGGAACAGACCAGUUGUGUUUCCUUAUGCCGCCCCACCUCCCCAAGAACCCGUGAAGACUCUGAGAAGCCUGGUCAAUAUCCGAAAGGACACACUGAGGCUCGUCAAAUGUGCUGAGGAAGUGAAGAGCCCUGGAGAAGAGGCCAGUAAAGCUAAAGUCCACUACAAUGUUGAGUUCACCUUUGACACAGAUGCUCGGGUAGCCAUCACCAUCUAUUACCAGGCCACGGAAGAGUUCCAGAAUGGUAUUGCCAGCUACAUUCCCAAAGACAACAGCCUCCAGUCGGAGACUGUGCAGUACAAGCGAGGAGUGUGUCAGCAGUUCUGCCUGCCCUCCCACACCGUGGAUCCCUCCGAGUGGGCCGAAGAGGAGCUUGGCUUUGAUUUAGACCGAGAAGUUUACCCUCUAGUGGUACAUGCCGUGGUGGAUGAAGGAGACGAGUAUUUUGGCCAUUGCCAUGUACUGCUGGGUACUUUUGAGAAGCACACAGAUGGAACUUUCUGUGUCAAGCCCCUCAAACAGAAACAAGUAGUAGACGGGGUCAGCUACCUCCUUCAGGAGAUCUAUGGAAUUGAAAACAAGUACAACACACAAGAUUCUAAGGUGGCUGAAGACGAAGUGAGUGAUAACAGUGCCGAGUGUGUGGUGUGUCUCUCGGAUGUCCGGGACACCUUGAUUCUGCCCUGUCGCCACCUCUGCCUCUGUAACACCUGUGCAGACACGCUGCGCUACCAGGCCAACAACUGUCCCAUCUGCCGACUGCCCUUCCGGGCACUGCUUCAGAUCCGAGCCAUGAGGAAAAAAUUGGGCCCCUUGUCCCCAACCAGCUUUAACCCCAUCAUCUCAUCCCAGACAUCUGAUUCUGAAGAGCAUUCAUCCUCAGAGAAUAUUCCACCAGGCUAUGAAGUAGUAUCUCUUCUGGAGGCCCUCAACGGGCCCCUCACCCCGUCCCCAGCAGUUCCUCCACUUCACGUGCUUGGAGAUGGCCACCUCUCAGGAAUGCUCCCUUCAUAUGGCAGUGAUGGCCACCUGCCCCCCGUCAGGACGAUCUCGCCUCUUGACCGCCUGUCUGACAGCAGCAGUCAGGGACUCAAACUCAAAAAGAGUCUCUCCAAAUCCAUUUCCCAAAACUCUUCCGUGCUGCAUGAAGAGGAAGAUGAGCGUUCCUGCAGCGAGUCGGAGACACAGCUCUCUCAGAGACCGUCGGCUCAGCAUCUCGGAGAGGAAUGUGGUGUGACUCCAGAAAGUGAGAAUCUCACCUUGUCGUCAUAUGGAGCUAUUGACCAGUCGUCUUGCACAGGGACGCCUCUGUCAUCCACUAUUUCCUCCCCAGAAGGCCCUGCCAGCAGCAGCUUGGCCCAGUCUGUCAUGUCCAUGGCAUCCUCCCAGAUCAGCACUGACACCGUCUCCUCCAUGUCUGGCUCCUACAUCGCCCCUGGCACUGAAGAGGAUGGAGAGGCUCUCUCUUCCCCCCAGCCUGCCAGCAGGGCCCCCUCAGAAGAAGGAGAGGGGCUGCCAGCGGAGUCUCCAGACAGCAACUUUGCUGGCCUCCCAGCUGGAGAGCAGGAUGCAGAGGGAAAUGAUGUUAUAGAGGAAGAGGAUGGAUCACCCACGCAGGAAGGUGGCCAGAGGACAUGCGCAUUUCUAGGUAUGGAGUGUGACAAUAACAAUGACUUUGACAUCGCAAGCGUGAAAGCACUGGACAAUAAGCUGUGCUCUGAGGUCUGCUUACCUGGUGCCUGGCAGGCUGAUGACAAUGCCGUCAGUCGGAAUGCCCAGCGCCGGCGCUUGUCAUCCAGCAGCCUGGAGGACUCUGAGACGAGGCCCUGUGUGUGGGGCCCUUUGGCUGUCUGAGCCCCAGCCUCUGCACUUGGGCUCCCUUCCUGCCCUGCAUUCCAUCCAUCCUCACUCAGCUGCUGCCUACUGGGCAUCCUCAGCAAGAUGCUGGAGACUUUUUACCCUCCUGUGACAGCUGUUACAACCUGUAACCACAAUCCCUCACCUCUCAGAGGGAACUGGAACCCUCCUUUCUCCAUGUGACCUAAAGCCACUCAAUGAACUGCAGCUCACGAGACCUUUUGCAGGGACUCUGGAAUGUCCCCACGGUAUAUUGAUGUUCAGGUGGAGCUGGGGUCCAUGGGCUAAUUUUUUACACAUCUUUUUUCUCCUUAGGGGGUAGAACAAGAAGGCUUAGAGUUUGGCAGCUUUGUUACAAACAUCCCUCUGGCAUUUCCUGGUCUCUGGCACAUCAUAACCAACUGGAAACCUGCAGUUUGGGGUAGGGCUGGAGGAUCGCUCCUGUGGAAAGGGAGAGCCAUACUGCAUGGACGUAGCGUUUCCCUCCACAAGCAGUAGGAGCACCUUUCUCAAGGACAAGAAAUGGUAGCAACCAAAAGGUUGGUUGAAGGAAACAAUCCUUCCUUCUGGUGGCAGAGCCAGUCUUCUGGGCCUCACGUGCCUGUGCGGUUAAGAAGGAGCUCCUGGCCGGGCGCGGUGGCUCACGCCUGUAAUCCCUGCACUUUGGGAGGCCGAGGCGAGUGGAUCAUGAGAUCAGGAGAUCGAGACCAUCCUGGCUAACACAGCGAAACCCCGUCUCUACUAAAAAUACAAAAAAUUAGCCGGGCAUGGUUGCAGGCGCCUGUAGUCCCAGCUACUUGGGAGGCUGAGGCAGGAGAAUGGCCUGAACCCGGGAGGCGGAGCUUGCAGUGAGCCGAGAUCGCGCCACUGCACUGCAGCCUGGGCGACAGAGACCGUCUCAAGAAAAAAAAAAAAAAAAGAAGGAGCCCUUGAAUCUGAGAAUCCCCCAGUUAAGAUGAUUUCCCUUAAGGAGCAUUUCUUCUGAUCAGGUGCAUUCAGGGAGGCCUGCGACUCCAUCCUAAGGUGACAUUUCAAGAAACACAUGUGUUGACCACCUCUGUAUGCCAAGCACUGGGUGAGGAGUGGUCAUAUAUUACCAUAAUUCAUCCUCACUCACUUGGGAGGUGGCAUUCUUGUCCCUGUUGCCCCCAUCUCUACCCCCUUUUGUUAAUGGUUGAGAGAAAUGUGGACCAGUGAUUCUCAGUUUGGUGCCCAGGUCCCCCAAGGAAGUGAUGGAGAGCCUUGAGCUAAGUUCAGGCAGCAGCAUGUGGCCAGCAGCAGUGUGCUGGGAGCAGAGGUUGGAAUCAGGGCUCAGGGCCUUCACUUCAAGGGCCCUCCCCAGCUACUCGGGAGGCUGAGGCAGGAGAAUCGCUUGAACUCAGGAGGUGGAGGUUGCGGUGAGCCAAGAUCGCGCCACUGCACUCCAGCCUGGGCUACAAGAUUGAAAAGAUCGAAACUCUGUCCCAAACAACAACAACAAAAAAAUUCAAGGCUGUUUCCAAGGCAGAUAGCCUCAAAAAGAGCCUGGUGCCCAGGGGGUCCUUCGUUUCUGUGUGGCUGCAGAGGCCAGGAGUGCAGUGACUGUCUCACUGCCUAAUGGUUGUGGCUCACAUCCUGCCCUGAUGGAGAGGGGAGCCCGUCGUCCAACCCUCUCUGAAAAACUGCAGUAGACUUUACCAUUUCAGGCCCCACCUAAUGUUCUUUCCUUCCUUCCCCCUACAUUCUUCCCGCCCCUUUCAUAGUUAAGAUGCAUAAGUUGAGCAAUAACCCCACUUCCUGAUUUCCCUGAAAUAUGAGCCCAGAAGCAGCAGGUGACAGGGAGCUUCCCUUACCCUGGGGUGGUGGCACACAGACCACCUCCUGUCCUGUCCCCUGCAGGUAGUAUUCACAGUGUGGUGUUACCUGGGAGGAGGGAGGAAGGAGCUGAGAUGAAGGAGAUUCAGGUAAACAGUAGCCACAGUGGCCAGGACCCCCUUCCUGAGGAUCCCUGUCCUUCCUCGCAGCAGGUGCUCAGUCCUCCUAGGGAGAAGCAUGGAAAGAUUCCUCAAGGCCUCAGUCCCAUGUCCAAGGCAUACCUAGGCUAGAAAUGUCCUUUACUUGUUUCUCAGUUACUAUUUCUCCUCUUCCUCCCUCCCCCUGCCUUCUCUUGGCUGUCAUUUAGCUCUCUGGCCCACAGAAAUACUCCAUCCAAGGAGCUGGUCCUCAGUCAGCCUGAUGAGGACAGGUCAGUGGCCAACCCUUUUGCCCCAGUCGUUCAUCUGGAGACAGUCACAUAGUCACGUCAACAGUUCACCCAAAGAGAAGAGGUGGGACCUGGCUUCUCCCACAGGGCACAGCCUAACUAUGGAGACCCAGGGCUCCUUCCUGCUGCACUAGGCCUGUGCUCUCCCUAUUGCCUUCAGGUGGUGUGAUCCCGGCUUCCUCACAGAGCCCUUUUUUCCUUCUGCCCAGCUCCAUCCCACCAGAGUUUCUACCCCCACUGAGGCAUCUCCUGGGCACAGACCACCACACUCUAAGCCGGCUCACCCGGGAGUUAAAGUCCUGCCCACCUCACCUGGGAGUUGGGGUCCUGCCCACCUGGAGUUUAGCACGCUGGUCGCUCACUUUGCUUUGGUCUGCACACCUGGUGUGUGCAUGUGUAUAAUGCUUGUGCCAUCUGUGUACCCCUCUCCCUGGAGUACACUUGUGGUCACACUACAGUGGGGACAUCAAGAAUGCAAUAUUUAUGGAUUGCUGCAUGAUUCUUAAAAAUGAAUAAAACUGUUUACAAGGGAA
Molecule: messenger RNA, 5102 nt
Organism: Gorilla gorilla gorilla (western lowland gorilla)
Lineage: Eukaryota; Metazoa; Chordata; Mammalia; Primates; Hominidae
Gene: RNF157
Product: ring finger protein 157
Exons: 19
Coding region: 282-2324 (680 amino acids)
Biological process (GO): protein ubiquitination
Cellular component (GO): cytoplasm
Molecular function (GO): ubiquitin protein ligase activity
Source: RefSeq, a predicted model, not a curated record